This is a messenger RNA of Arabidopsis arenosa, 1852 nucleotides long. The record is from the annotation of a GenBank genome assembly. Lineage: Eukaryota; Viridiplantae; Streptophyta; Magnoliopsida; Brassicales; Brassicaceae.
CUCUCUCUAACAAUGGCUUCGACUCUGAGCGGCGAUGAGAGAAGCGAGAUAGCGUUUUUCGACCUAGAGACGGCGGUUCCGACCAAAUCAGGGCAGCCUUUUGCGAUUUUGGAGUUUGGGGCUAUCUUAGUUUGUCCUAGGAAGCUAGUGGAGCUCUAUAGUUACUCAACUUUGGUUCGACCCACUGAUCUUUCUCUCAUCUCAACGCUCACGAAGCGACGUAGCGGCAUUACGCGCGACGGAGUCCUCUCAGCACCUACAUUCUCUGAAAUCGCCGAUGAGGUCUACGACAUUCUUCACGGACGAAUUUGGGCGGGACAUAACAUAAAGAGAUUCGAUUGUGUAAGAAUAAGAGAUGCAUUUGCAGAAAUUGGUCUCUCUCCGCCAGAGCCGAAAGCUACAAUUGAUUCGCUUUCAUUGUUGUCUCAGAAGUUUGGGAAGAGAGCUGGUGAUAUGAAGAUGGCAUCACUUGCUACAUACUUCGGGCUAGGAGAUCAAGCUCACAGGAGCUUAGAUGAUGUCCGGAUGAAUCUUGAAGUUGUCAAGUACUGUGCAACCGUCUUGUUUCUGGAGUCCAGUGUCCCUGACAUUCUUACAGACAUGAGCUGGUUUUCCCCACGAAAAAGUCCCAGAACACGACGAAGUAAUGAGAAGUCAGUGCGUGAUGGAGUCAGAGAAAGCUCAACUUCUUCCUCCUCGAGUCCUAAAACUGAUCCGAGUUUGUCUUCCGCGGAUGCCGCAAUCGUCAAAAACCAUCCCAUCAUUUCUCUUCUGACGGAAUGCUCAGAAAGUGAUACAUCUAGUUGCGAAAUAGAUCCAUCUGAUAUAACCACUUUAAUAAGUAGACUACAUAUUGGAACUCUUCAGACUGAUGCUGCAGACGAAGCGAAAACUGUAAGACAGCAGGAUGAAUCACCUCCAUCACCUGAUCCCGAUGCAAAGGAUGAAUCAUUUUUGGGUGUUAAUGAAGUAUCUGUUUCUAGCAUCAGGGCAAGUCUUAUCCCGUUUUCCCGUGGGAGCCUGAGAAUGAAGCUGUUUCACAACGACACCCCUCUACAUCUGUGUUGGUAUAGCUUAAAAAUUCGGUUUGGAAUAAGCCGGAAGUUUUUGGAUCAUGCAGGUCAUCCAAGGUUAAAUAUUGUUGUCGACAUAUCUCCUGAUUUAUGCAAGAUCUUGGACGCAGCUGAUGCUGCUGCGCAUAACUUACCAAUUGACUCAAGCACAAACUCAGAUUGGAGGCCUACUGUUAUAAGGAAAGAAGGCUUUGCCAACUAUCCCACAGCCAGACUGCAAAUAAGCUCAGAAUCCAAUGGGGAUGAUGUCCGGUGUGGAACCCAGGUAUAUCAAAAAGAAGAACCUUUGGGAACCAAUCAAAAGAUCGAUUUCAGUAGCGAUAACUUUGAAAAGCUUGAGUCAGCAUUACUUCCUGGUACCCUGGUUGAUGCAUUCUUCGCACUCGAGCCUUACGAUUAUCAGCAAAUGGCAGGGAUACGUCUAGCAGCCAGAAAGUUGGUAAUCCAUUGGACAAAAUGAUCUAGCGAAGGAAAAACCAUGCCUCUGUAUCUUCCUGUUCAGUCAGUGAGUCACUUUUGGUCAUUCCCUUUUUGUAGAUGCAUGUAAUAUUAAGGACAAUCUUAGUCUCUGUUAAUUCGUGAGCGAUUGGUAGCUGAGAAGAAGGAAGUUAGUAUGUUAAAUGCACUGUCUUGUACUGACCAAUGGUUACACCAAACCCAUAAUGUAAUAGUCAUCCUGAUUCCAGUCUAAUUUUAUGGAUGCUCUUGAUUUUCUUCGGAAGUUAGUAGUGUCCAACAAGUUCAAGUGUCAGAAACUUGAAUAUAACAGUUACGAGCAA